AGCUCUUGGGGUCAGCAUUUGGUUGAAAUUGAGUGAAAUUAUGAGUAACCCACCCCUUCACCUAACAAUUCCCCCUCCUUCCUGCCUCACAUCUCCUCUCUAUUGACUCGCUCUCCUGCAUCAGACUGGAGACCCCGUUGAGAGGAUCUUUUCUCUCUAUAAAGAGAAGAUGCAGCUCAGGCGUCUUUGAGAUGAUCGUAAGGAUUUACUGUGCGCCUCUCUGUCUCUAACUUCAGACGGGCAUCCUCGGCUGCUUCAACGCCAAAUUACCUGGACUGCUAGCACACUAAAACUAUUUACCUCGUGGACUGAGGGACCUUUGAAUGACGCGGGAUUUUCUGGUCUACUCUGUCAGAUUGUCUGAGUUAUCCGAGACCCGAAUGUGAGCAUCUUUUUCUUCUGCGCUCCGAGCUGUAGCUGAGACUUUGUGCGUCGUAGUCUCUCGGCGCAGUUUGUGUUGCAGGUGCGUGGAGAAGGAGCGCGAGGACAGAUGGCUGCGCUGGCGAUACAAAGGACUGACAACUUUUUGCACACCUUUUUACAGGACCGGACGCCCAGCUCCUCUCCAGAGGGAGCACCCAGCGCCCUCUCCUUCCUGGCCACCACCUGUAGCCAGGCCUGGCAGGUGGGAGGCACUAUGGGCUCAGAAGGCUCCCAGUUCCCCUAUGAAAGCUCCGUCAGCUCCACAUCAGGAAUGUUUCAACUCUGGAGCAACGACAUGGCACCCAGCACAGCCCUCAGCACACACCAGAUGACCUUCACGGUGCCCAAGGUGCAGUUCCCCGGACACAUGCAGCCUGGUCUGGGUCACCAUCAUCAUCACACCCAUCAUCACCACCACCAUGAGUUGCCUCUCACCCCCCCGGCUGAACCUCCCCCUUCCUACUCCUUCGAACUCUCCCCUGUCAAAGUGCUGUCCUCGCAGCCACAGGCCACCGGCCCCUAUUACCCUCAGCACAACGGUGUGGGACAAAACUUCCCCAGCUUCCUCCAGAACUCCUCAGCCAGGCAUCACUUGCCUGGAGGCCAUGUGGACGAAGGGCAGCAAUGGUGGAGCCUUCCCCAAACCAACGCCACCCCAACCAACCAUCCCUUCUCCUUAGGCAGACAGCUGGUUUUGGGCCACCAGCCCCAGAUAGCUGCUCUUCUCCAAGGCACCUCCAAGGGCCUGCUGAGCUCCACACGCCGCUGCCGCCGCUGCAAAUGCCCCAACUGCCAGGCCAAUGGCGGGGGGUUAGAGUUCGGAAAGAAGAGACUGCACAUCUGCCACAUCCCAGAGUGUGGCAAAGUGUACAAGAAGACCUCUCACCUCAAGGCACAUCUGCGCUGGCAUGCCGGGGAGAGACCCUUCAUCUGUAAUUGGCUUUUCUGCGGUAAAAGCUUCACCCGUUCAGACGAGCUACAGCGGCACCUCCGCACACACACCGGAGAGAAGCGCUUUGGAUGCCAGCAGUGCGGCAAGAGGUUCAUGAGGAGUGACCACCUCUCCAAACAUGUCAAGACCCACCAGACCAGGAAGAGCCGGUCUGGGCAGCCAUCACAGAGCACGGACCCUCUGCUCACUAAUAUCAAGAGAGAGUAAUCUCUGUGGUACGUCAAUUAGAAAUAAUAAUCAACAAUGAACAGACUGUGUGACUUACACUUACUGCCAUAGGUUUGCACUAGAGGGUGAGCAUCAAGCUCCCCGAACAUCUUCUGUUGUCAAAGCCCUACUUUUGACUUCAAGUAGUACCAUAUAAAUAUAUAUAGAGACAAUUUUAAGUAAUUGUGUGCUGUUUCAGGCAAGGCACCUUUAAAGACAGCUUGAAACUUUUUCAGUGAUAUUGUGAGACAAAACAAAGAGAAACAAAACUAGUUUUAUGCCUUUAACAAUUUCAGAUUUGUUUAAAUUUAGCCUAAUGUGAAAAUCUAAAUUUUGUCAAUGUUCAUUUUGUAAAUAUUUCGUGAAGGACGUUGCCGACAUGAGCAAAAUUCUGCAAGGUUUACCUUAAUAUGUCCAUAUUAUCAUGUUCAGAAUAAAUGUAUGCCUUAGUACAGCUGAAGGUUGCUGU
Molecule: messenger RNA, 2051 nt
Organism: Sander lucioperca (pikeperch)
Lineage: Eukaryota; Metazoa; Chordata; Actinopteri; Perciformes; Percidae
Gene: sp5l
Product: Sp5 transcription factor-like
Exons: 2
Coding region: 491-1582 (363 amino acids)
Biological process (GO): regulation of transcription by RNA polymerase II
Molecular function (GO): RNA polymerase II cis-regulatory region sequence-specific DNA binding; DNA-binding transcription factor activity, RNA polymerase II-specific
Source: RefSeq, a predicted model, not a curated record